GAACAUGCAUUUGCUUUUGUGACUGCGUUUCUUGAUAUUUUGCCAUUAGGCAAUUUAAUAGAAUUUAUGUGGGAUACUUAUGACUGCGACUGUAAAGAAGACAAGAUAUUUAUAAAUGAUAAAGAUAUAAUCUGGGUUGAAUAUGUUACAGAAAU
Messenger RNA from Racocetra persica, 155 nucleotides. The record is from the annotation of a GenBank genome assembly. NCBI's taxonomy places the organism in Eukaryota, Fungi, Glomeromycota, Glomeromycetes, Diversisporales, Gigasporaceae.